Corvus hawaiiensis (hawaiian crow) is the source of this 2632-nucleotide messenger RNA. It is a transcript of the gene MAP10, whose product is annotated as microtubule associated protein 10. Gene Ontology annotation, molecular function: microtubule binding. Gene Ontology annotation, cellular component: midbody; mitotic spindle midzone; mitotic spindle pole. Gene Ontology annotation, biological process: cytoplasmic microtubule organization; positive regulation of cytokinesis; mitotic spindle midzone assembly. The transcript has a single exon. The coding region runs from base 21 to 2462 and encodes 813 amino acids. Lineage: Eukaryota; Metazoa; Chordata; Aves; Passeriformes; Corvidae. The record is from RefSeq and is a predicted model, not a curated record.
AGCCGGGUCCGCGGGCCGGAAUGGAUGCGCUCUUCGCGCUGGAGCUGCUGGUGGAGGCGGUACGGGUGGCGGAGCCGGGACCCGCGGAGCUCCCGGGACCCGCGGAGCUCCCGACCGUGGCGCUGCGCCUCUUGGACUUCCCCACCCUCGUGCUGCGCCCCGCCGCCACCGCGCCGCCCCUGCGGCCGGGGCAGCCCUUCCCCUUCGGCCGCGGCAAGCGCUGCCUGUUCCGCUGGCGCCCGCACUCGCUUUUCGCCGCGCUCCGCCGCCGCCCGCUCCGCGCUCUGCUCCUGGCGCUGCCCGCUGGGCUCGCCCCGGGUCCUCCCCGCCUCCUCGGCAGCUGCGCCGUGUCCCUGGCCCCCGCCGCCGCCGAGCUGCUGCAGCGGCCCGGGGCGCCCUCCUCCUGCGGCCGCCGCGGCCGCUUCGUGCUGCGGGACACCGCGGGCCGCCCCGUCGGAGAGCUGGUCUUGGGCUACCGCCUCACCAGCCUGGAGGCCGGUGAGGCGAAUCCCGCCAGCCCCCGCGCUGCCACACCGCCUGCCACCACCCCUGAACCGCGAGACGAGGAGGAGGAGCAGGAGGAGGAGAAGGAGAAGGAGGAAGAAGAGGAGGAGGGUGAGGAGCUGGAAGGCAACGUCUUUUGCCCUCCGCUGCUCUAUUACAGCCGUGAGCCGGCUGAGCCCCAGCGGCCGCCAGCAGCAAUGGAGCAAUGGGAGUAUGUCGAGCCCCAGAGACUGCAGGAACGGGACAAGGGCCACAGCCCACCACGUCCCAGUGCUGGGCCCUCGCUGCUGCACCCCGCCAGCCCUCGACAGCCCCACAACGCCCUGGUGCAGCUGCCGCUACUCAGUGCCUUGCUGGCGGAGCUGUCGGUGCUCACCCGCAGCGCUGAGCCUGCUGCUGCUGCUGUCCACCCCCAUCUUGCCUGGCUCUACCAGGCCCCGGGGAGUGGGGACAUGGCCUCACGGUCCCCCAGUUGCUCUGCUGCCGUCACGCCUGCAGAGACACCUGUGGGGCCUGGCAGGAGCAGUGAAGCCACAACCCCUCAAGUCACACAAGGCUGUCAGGAGGCCAGCGCACCAGGGUCUUGUGGGGUUGGGAGACGACCCAAGAAAGCUGUGCCCCAGGGACAGCCAGCCUCCGAAAGGAACUGCAAAACUAAGGAGAACAGACCUCCCAGAAAGAAACUGUUGUAUGGGCUGACAAAUACACUGAGGCUACGGCUGCAGCAGACCAACCCUGAUAAGCUGAUAAUUCAUGAAAGGAGAGAGCAAUACAGGAAAAAGCAAAUAGAGAUGCUGAAGGAGAGAAGCCCCUUACCCAAGAGAAAGCUGGUCAGAAACACUGAAGAACAGCAUGUGUCUUGCAGGCAUUGUAGCAUGGGAGGCAGUUCAAAGAAGAAUAAUCAGUUGGAUAAAAUUGUUCAGACUUCAUUGGAAAACAGUGCUCUCUCAAAGACCAUUUCUGUGACAGGAGAUGUCUCCCCUGGCUUGCAGAAACAGGCUAUCACAAGUCUAUCAAGGAACAAUUCAAUUGCAAGCAAGGAAUGUCCAUACAAAGUAACUGCAGCCCCCUUACUGGAGGAAACUCUGUUAAAAUCUGCUCUUGAGGAAAAGUAUUCAAAAGCUCAACUCCCAGCAGCGUUCCCAUCAGAUGCUAAUGCAAAAGGAAGUAACGACGAUGGAAUACACUUAAUCCAUCAUAAAACCAUGGAGCACGAUGAUGUGUCUGUUGUAAGCGGUCAUAAACUAAGCCCCAGCAGGAGUGUUGAAAACAACUCUGAAUUCAUAUACUCAGAUGACUUUGUUGCUAGUCUAGAGAACACAGUUUAUUCAGAAAAUUUCACCAAUGAUGAGUGUACAGGCAGAGACUCGAAAGUUCUUGACAGCAGUCCUGAACCUCUGUGGCUUGAAAGCCCAAAGCGAGAUAGGUCAGAUACAGAGCCAAAAUCCAGCAGGUCCAGAAUUUCAAAGACAAGUCAAAGAGCUCAAAGUACUUCAGAUCUUGGGCCAGUUCCUUCAGCUUCAUCUCCAAUCCAGUCUUUGAGGAGAAACUGCGACUUUAAAACCAGCAAGGGAACUAGUGCUGAAUCUGCUGAUUCACUUAACCUUGCCGAGAUGGAGGCAUCAUUAUUAGAUGAAGAGCAGAAAGCCCAACAGAUAAGUAAGAAAGAGAACAGGCAUGAUCGACAUAUUAAAGAAAUAUCUACACUGAGAAGCAAACAGGUUAAAUCUGAUACUGAUCUGGUUAUAGGAAAGGGGCAGAUCUCUGCAGGACAAAAGCAGUCAGUGACUCAAGUUAGCUCUUACUUGCCAUCUGACAUGUCUGAUCUUGAACUUAGUGUCCUGGAAAACAGUAUGUCAGACAAAGAAGAUGAUUUUCUGGAAAAACUACAUGGUCCUAAUCAGUACAAAGACAUCAGUGAACUUGUAAUAAACAAGCUCCCAGGAUACACAAUGUAAUUAUAAGUUUUUACUGUCUGGAUUAAGAUAAAAUAUUUAAACUUUGUUAAUCCUGUUACAUUUAGCUGCACUAUAUGCUAGUUAAUUUAAGAUUUUAUCAUGCACAUUUAUUACAUCAAUGAAUUUAGUUACGAGAUUUUUUUAAAAUAAACUACUAUUUGAAUCUCUAA